Pygocentrus nattereri (red-bellied piranha) is the source of this 4539-nucleotide messenger RNA. It is a transcript of the gene sec16b, whose product is annotated as SEC16 homolog B, endoplasmic reticulum export factor. The transcript has 25 exons. Lineage: Eukaryota; Metazoa; Chordata; Actinopteri; Characiformes; Serrasalmidae. Gene Ontology annotation, cellular component: ER to Golgi transport vesicle membrane; endoplasmic reticulum exit site. The record is from RefSeq and is a predicted model, not a curated record. Gene Ontology annotation, biological process: Golgi organization; autophagy; COPII vesicle coat assembly. The coding region runs from base 341 to 3271 and encodes 976 amino acids.
AGGUCACUGUCAGUGCUGUGUGUGUGUGUGUGUGUUGUGAUUUGGAUGUAGUGAUGUGGCUGUGUGUGUGUGUGUGUGUGUUUGUGUGCAGUGUGUACUUUGAGACAGGAAAUACAUGCAGAGUUUGCUCAGUUGUGAUUGUGGACGUUGGGCUUUGGCUCCGUCGUAUCUGAUCUCAGCUCCAGUGUGUGUUUGUUAAUGCAGUCUGAUGUAGUUUAGCGUGUGUGGCUGCUGCUCUGUGUCCCUCUGGGUGUCGCUUGCAGCUCCUGAUCAAGAAGGAGAUUCUCUACAGCAGAAGUGUGCACCUCUGGUGUGAGCAGCCUCCUUCAGCACUAAUCCAAUGGAGUCCAGAGGGCAUGGUUGGUAUGGACCUGGCCCUCAGUACCACCCCUCAGCCCAGCCGCCACGCCACAGAGACAGAGACGACUAUUAUAGACCACAGCACCCUGGACAAGGGCACUACCCUUCCCCAGACCCCAGAGAAAGAGAGAGAGAGAGACAGUGGUACUCUCCAGACCCUCGAUACAGGCAGUAUUUGACCAGUCCUCCCCCAAGACCAGAGUUUAUGCCUGGCUACAGCAGUGCCUCGCAGUCAAACCAGAGCUAUGGACCAAACCGUGCUCGUCCACUCUCUAGACAGGCAUAUGACUAUCCUCCCCAGAGCUAUUGGGACUACAGGGACCACUAUGGCUAUUAUGAUCAUGGCUAUUACAGAGGACAAUAUGGAUAUCCAGUCACCUCAGAGGCUGGUGGAUGGCCAGCGCAGGAUGGCUGGCGGUCAGAGGUGUAUCAAGGCAGGGGGGCAGAGCAGGAAUGGACAGGAGCCACAUAUCCAGACCAGCAAGGGUACGGCCACAGAAGACACAGUGUCCCGUAUGACGGUGGUGUUUCUGGGAUGGAGCGCAGGAAAAGCAUGGAGAAUGGAAAUGGAGCUGGAGAGACGUGUGAACCUGGAGCUCUGGCCAGUUCCAAAACCUCCGGCCUUUCGUCCAGCAGCUACGAACUCAGUCAGUACAUGAAUGGAGUGGAGCAGUCAGACGCUGCACCUCCACCUCUCUCAGAACCUGAGGUCGAGACUAAAGCUUUUGCCCCGCUGAAGUUUUGUGUUCCUCACGUGGCUGUGAGUUUCGGGCCUGCGGGGCAGCUGGUCAGGGUCAGUCCAGCCCUGCCCUCUCAUGGUGAACCUGCUCAGGUGGAGCUUCACAGUCUGGAGGUUAUUCUGAGUGACACACGUGAACAGCAUGAUAUGAGAGACUUUCCUGGGCCGCUGGCGAGGGAGGAUUUGCAUAAGGUAGAUGUCAUUAACUUCGCCCUGCAGAUGGCUGAUGCUUGUCUGAAGGACAGCGCGCUGUCUGAUGCUUCCACUGCUGCCCUCCUGUGGCAUCUGCUGGUAUUACUGUGCAGACAGAAUGGGAGAAUCGUGGGUUCGGACAUUGCUGAGCUGCUGGUGCGGGGCAGCCAGUCUUCACGUGGAGUGUGUGAAGGGGACAGUGAGCGGUCAGACAUUGGGAGCCUGAUUGAUCUGAGCGAAACUCCGAGUCCAGAAAUGGCAAACCUGAACAAUUCAGACCUGCUGACGGGAAACCCCCUCACUGAGGAGCAGACCUCUGAACAAAACCUUCAGAACUACACCAAACUCCUGCUGGCUGGCAGGAAAAAGGAAGCCUUGGAGUCGGCCAUGCGGAGCGGCCUGUGGGGUCAUGCUCUCUUUCUGGCCAGCAAGAUGGACGGCAGGGCCUAUACCACAGUUCUGAGCAGGUUUACAGGCAGUCUGGCGUCCAGUGAUCCGCUACAGACACUCUUCCACUUGCUCUCCGGCAGGAUCCCAACUGUUGCCACGUGUUAUAGUACAGAGAAGUGGGGAGACUGGAGGCCUCAUCUUGCUGUCAUGCUGUCCAAUGAGACUGAAGACUCUGAUAUGCACUGCAAGUCCAUCGUUUGUAUGGGUGAUUUGUUAGCCUCCAGAGGCCUGCUGCAUGCUGCUCAUAUCUGCUACCUCACAGCUCACUCCCCUUUUGGCUGGUACACAAACAAAGCCCAACGUCUGGUGCUUCUGGGCAGCAGUCAUGGCGUUUCCUUUCCGAAGUUCUGCCAGAAUUCGGUGAUCCGCUGCACUGAAGUGUUUGAAUACUGCCAGAGGCUUGGAGAACCGUCUUUCACGAUCCCCUCUUUUCAGGUGUAUAAGUUCCUGUAUGCCUGCCGGCUGCUGGACUGUGGUUUAGCCUCACAGGCCUUUCAUUACUGUGAGGUCGUAGCAAAAUCUCUGCUCAGGAUACAGGAGCCACAUAUAAUACUGCUAGGGGAAGUUAUAAAGUUAGUAGACAGGCUUAAACACUCAGAAGCUCAGUUCAGUGAGACAGGAGCUGAUCUGACCUGGCUAGACCUGCUGCGACGGCGGCUACAGGACAUACAGAUGGGGAGCUCUGGCCAUAGUGGUGCGUAUGUGUCAGCAGCAGAAGACAGUGCAUGGACUCAUGAGGAGAGCAGAGAGCAUGCAGAUUUUAACCCAGACGACUUGAGCAACAGUGAGGAGAUGAUCCAGUGUUUCCAUCCAGACACCAGUCACAGUGGUGCAGUACAGGAGCACUGUGAGCACCAUGAGUCUGCAGCUCAACAACCUCAUUCCUUCGUCCCUUCAGAAGAGCAGUCUUACCCCUCUUACACUUCAGAAGAAUGCUCUUACCCACCAGAAGCCCAACCAUAUGCUCCUGAAGAGCAGCUUCCCCAGACCUAUGCUCCAGUUCCCAUGUACUCCUGGCAGAAUACUUUGGCAGCACCUCCAAGUCAGCCUUUGGGCAUGCCUGGGCUUCCUCCAGUGCCUGCUGGCCAGGAUGGUGCUAAUCAGUCUUCAUACCAUCACACUGCUGCUGGUCUGAUUCCAAGGAGCCACAGUAAUACAGGUGUUGAAUUCUCCACUGAUACAAACAUGACCCCUGAAAAUGGAACCAGAUUUGGUGGUGAGGAUCUGGAAACAGAGGCUAAUACAAAAGAAACAACCAGCCAGAAAUCAGAAAAGAGCUCCAAGUCAGGAUGGUUUAGUGGAUGGUUCAGGUCUAAGCCCAGAGAAUCACCUCAAGAGGAAAUCACGCAAGACAAACCUGCUCACAUGGAGCCAGCACCUGCUCCUGCUUCCCCACCCUUAAUGCCGCCUAUACCAAUGGCAUCACCCAUUCUAGCAUCGCAGCCUCAAGCAGCUGGCAUCAACCCUUUCUCUAGGAGAGCUGGACAAAAGCCAGGUCUUACUUCUGGGUCCAUGACACAGGGUCCUUAGCGCAGUUCGGCAAUUAAGACCUCUGGGUGAGAGAUCAACAGCUGGACAGAAGAAUCUCAGGAUUGAACACCAGACCAAGGAGACAAUUCAUCACCCACAUCGUGCUUUUUUGUUUGUUUGUUUUUUAUUAAUUUCUUUUUUGAGAAACAAAAAUUAUGUAUUUUUGAUGUAUUAUGUGAGGUGCUGCAGGAGUUCAUCUGGGACACUGUAGGCCUGAGCAUUUAAGGACUUGGGCUUCCCCGUCUUUCGCUGAAGAAACAGAACAGCUGCGAUGUGCCAGCUGGAGCUGACUGUGGAGAUUUGCAUCGGGAACACAUGAAGUACACAUGAAACAUGAACACACGAAGUCAGGAAGUGAGAGAGGGGGUCUGGCAGAGGGGGCACGGGGCCUCAGGGAGACCUGAUAUGUCACAACAUCCUUGGUUUCGUUCCAUCAGCUGCAGUCCUGAUUAUCCGGGAUUCCAGUGAGGUUGAACCGGGGGGGGUGGGGGGUUUGUUGUGUAUGCUCCAUCUUUAAUUCUGGAAAGCUAAAAUUUUCCAAAAUUUCCAGUUUUCCCAGUAUUCUGAAUUGUCCAGCAGGAAGCGUUAUCCUAAGAAUUUGUAUUCUAUCUAAUGACCCUAUGACUGGGAGCCGCUGGGACUCAUCCGUUAAGUGUUUUUGGGCACCUUUACUUUCAAGAGCAAAUGACUGUAAAUGAGUAAAUUCCAAGUAAGUUCUAUAUACAUAUAUGGAUUUUUAAAACUUGGAGGGGACAAGAAAGUGACUCAUGCUCUGUAGGAAUUGAGGAAAUGGUCAGGGUGGUCAGCUAAUUCUCCUGAGAGAGAGUGUGGACCCGAGGAAGAUCAUUCUGCCAGUAAAAGCAUAGAGACACUAGAGAAACGGAGGGGGUGGCAGCUGUCAUUGAUGGGGCAGCCUCAAAUGAAUGCCUGGCAGACAGCGUGUCAGAAUGUCAGCUAUUCAGGUUGUCAUUAUUUUGAUAGCUUUGUAAGCAGGAUUUUAUAAACAUGCUAUUUCCCUUCUAUGCAGUUAAUCAGCUGCUUUAUUACACGCUAGAUUAUUUGAGUGUGGAAGGUUUUUGUAUUUUGUAAAUAUUGGUAUGAAUUUGUAAACUGCUCACGAUGCGAACUCAUGUAAUAGAUUAUGUAAUACGACAGUGUUGUAUAUCAGCCUUAUUUGCACAAGAACAUUUAACGUACCGCUGAUUUAGCAGCGUCCACUCGCAGCCGUCUGCCAAAGAAAUGAAUAAAGGGAAAAGACUUCACUGCAA